GCCGACUUUCCCUCACCUUGGACUUGUCAAACAUUUUUUUAACCAACAAUUUUUUUUGAAAAUUAUUUUGAGAUGAAAAUUGCGGUCGAAGGUUGUGCCCACGGCGAAUUGGAAAUAAUUUACGACACUCUGCAAUAUUUGGAAGAGAAGGAAGGCUUUAAAAUCGAUUUGCUCAUUUGUUGUGGCGACUUUCAAGCUUCUCGCAAUGAAGCGGACCUCCGGUGCAUGGCGGUGCCCCCUAAAUACUACAACAUUUGUUCAUUUUACAAGUAUUACACCGGGAUUAAAACAGCCCCAAUUCUCACGAUUUUUAUUGGGGGCAACCACGAAGCGUCCAAUUAUCUGCAAGAGUUGCCAUAUGGGGGCUGGGUGGCCCCGAACAUCUACUACUUGGGUUAUGCCGGAGUGGUCAAUAUUGCAGGUUUAAGAAUUGGGGGCAUUUCGGGGAUUUACAAAGGACAGGAUUACAUGAAAGGUCACUUUGAGCAUUCGCCUUACAGCGAUAGUUCAAAACGCAGCGUUUAUCACAUCAGAAAUUUGGAAGUUUUUCGGUUGAAACAACUGUCUCAACCUUUGGAUAUUUUUUUAUCACAUGAUUGGCCCUCGGGGAUCUGGCAAUAUGGAAAUGCGGCGCAAUUAAUACGUUUUAAACCUUUUUUCGAAGAAGAUAUCAGCAGAGGACAACUGGGUAGCAAACCAACCGAAGAAUUGCUAAAUCAUUUGAAGCCAGAUUAUUGGUUUUCGGCUCAUUUGCACUGUAAAUUUGCCGCAGUGGUGCCACACGAGUGUGGCAAAAUCACCAAAUUUCUUGCACUAGAUAAGUGCCUUCCUAAAAGAAGGUUUCUGCAAGUUGUUGAUGUACCUCAUGACACGAAUUUGGAAAAAAUUGAAAUUAGUUACGAUCUAGAAUGGUUGACUAUUUUAAGAUUAACAAAUCAUCUGCUAAGUGUUAAAAAUGUGACCAAUUAUUUACCAGGGCCUAGUGGCAAUGAGAGGUGGUGCUUUACUCCAGACGAGGAGGAAAAAUCGUUUACUUUGAACCUGUUUGGUGAUCUGGUGGUUCCAAACAAUUUCGAGAAAACAGCUGAAGGUUAUUCCGGUCAUAAGACUAAAAAUUUAACGCAACCAGUGCCAGUUUGUAAUUCACAGACCGUUUUGUUUUGUAAAAAAUUGGGAAUCGAUGAUCCGUUGAAUUUAAUUCUUAAUUUAAGUACAAACUCUGCAAUUGAUCUUAGUGCAAAUAGUUUAGGUGAUGAUAGUGCAAGUAAGACAACACCGAGAAAAAUAGUCUUGGACUUGCCCCAACCAGUGAAUGAAAGUGUUCCAACGUUUGUGGACGAAACAAUUUCUCAACCGGAAUUGAACGAAACUGUUGAAGAAAUGGAAGUUCCGGUUGAGGAAAAAUCAAAUUGCGGUAAAGAAGUGGAAGUUCCGGUUGAGGAAAAACCAAACUGCGGUAAAGCGUUUAAGAGGAGGAAUGCGUCAAUGUAUCAAAAUGAUGUAAAUUGAUUUUUGUAAAUAAAGAUUGAAAAAGCC
Molecule: messenger RNA, 1536 nt
Organism: Tribolium castaneum (red flour beetle)
Lineage: Eukaryota; Metazoa; Arthropoda; Insecta; Coleoptera; Tenebrionidae
Gene: ldbr
Product: lariat debranching enzyme
Exons: 5
Coding region: 73-1509 (478 amino acids)
Biological process (GO): mRNA splicing, via spliceosome
Cellular component (GO): nucleus
Molecular function (GO): RNA lariat debranching enzyme activity
Source: RefSeq, a predicted model, not a curated record